AUGACAGCCGAAAAUAAGCAAGAAGAAUAUAUCAAACUUCGCGUUGUCGGACAAGAUAAUAGUGAAGUUCAUUUUAAAGUUAAAAUGACCACUAGCAUGGGUAAAUUGAAAAAAUCAUAUGCAGAACGACAAGGCGUCGGUGUAGCGACAUUAAGAUUUCUUUUCGAUGGAAAACGUAUCAACGACGAUGAAACUCCCAAACAGCUUGAAAUGGAAGAUAACGAUACAAUCGAAGUUUAUCAAGAACAAGUUGGUGGUUCAUCUACGUGA
Messenger RNA from Adineta ricciae, 270 nucleotides. The record is from the annotation of a GenBank genome assembly. NCBI's taxonomy places the organism in Eukaryota, Metazoa, Rotifera, Eurotatoria, Adinetida, Adinetidae.